ACGAAUUGAGUAGCAUUAAUCUUAUUGAAGUUUAUCGUAAACAAAAAAAAACACUGAUUAUUCUUGCGGAUUUCACCUCAUUUGUGACUUUUAUUUUGGCGCGCUUUUCAAUCGUUUCCCUUAAUCCGAAUUUACUUCUCGAUAGUGGUCCUUUGAUUCGAUAUGAAUAUUCAGAGUAUUAUAAAAUCAAAAAUAUAGUACUUCUUUUCAUCCAAGUCUUACGACAACAAAAUAUAGAAUUUGAAUUUGUGUGUGGGGAAUCGGGUCCAAUCGUAGAAGAAGUCCAUGAGAAUUUUUUUGCAACUCACUGUGAGAAAACCUAUCGAUGGCUAUCUUUUAUUGAAAAGGAAUUAACAUCAACGGUUACCUCGAAUGUGUGUCGUGCGUUUUCCGUAUGUUCUGAAGGCGUUCCAACUCUUCCCCUUAUGGAAAGCGAAAUUCUAACAACCUUACGACAUGUUGGCUGCAAAGUAUGGAUGUCUAACGACAAUUUAGUUUUGACUAUUCGUGCUAUAGUCGCGCAACGACAGCAGGGAAAUGUGGACAAUUCACCAAAGCAAUGUCUUUUAAGAAAUUUACCUUCUAUUUUUGCUGUUUUUUCUGAUAAUGUCGAAUUUGGUUUGAUUGAAAAUGGCUUUCAAUGGAUGCCUCCAAAACUUUUUGAUGUUUCCAAUCGCCUUCUUUGGUUGUUUCAACGUGUCAUUAUGGAUGUUCCGGAUUUUUUCACAAAACAAAUGCUGCCUUUUCCACAUGAAACUAUUCAAUAUUUAACUUCUUUAGAGGCUCAUAUCGUAACGCCUAAGCAUCUUGAAACAUUAUGUCAUUUGAGUCGUACUCAAUUGACUGCAUUAUUUGUUACUUAUAAAAAUCAAUUACCAUAUCUUUUAAGCCAUGUUUUGUUGACAAAAUUCUGUAAAAAUUCUCAAUAUCUUUGCAUUGCUGACUUUGAAAUUGUUCUCAAAUUUCUUCCUUCACUUGUUCAAACAAAUGAACAUACCAUUCACAGUAGAACUAACGAUAAUCUACCGUUACGGGAAGUUUGUCGUGAAAAUUGUUGGAUAAGUCCGAAAUUUCAAGAUAGGAAGAUUAUUUCCGAAUCAAUAAAUCCAUUUUUAGAGAAUUACUUUUCUUCAGUUUACCUCCAAUGGCGUUUAGGAAGAAACAUUUUUUAUUUAUUAAGUCGGCCAUUUGAUGGAAAAAAAAAAAUUUCAAAAGAUACUUUCACGCUACCUUUCAAUAAAAAUUUAACUUGCGAAAUGAUUUGCGCUCUUAUGCAUUGCUUUUGUAUUCCUGUUUGGCUUUAUCGUGCAAGUCAAUCGUAUAUUUUUUAUCGAGUACCUUUUUUGGAAUAUACUUCUUUACAAGGUUACGUUAUUCAGGAUAUUCUUUUAGAUCUGAGAAGAUGCUGUUAUGGUAUUUUAUGUUCAUCUACAGCCUCUAUUAAGGAGAUAGGACGAUCAAGUGACAAUUUCAAGUCAACAAUCUAUUGUUAUCCAAUAGCUCUACCGCAUUAUUUAAAACUUGAAAAUGUUUUUAAACUGAAUCACAACGUUCAUGAUAACGGAGCUUGGUUAAAUUAUACCAGAGAUUUUGUCAUAACCUUCCUUUCGUACGCUGGGAAAAAAAAUCAUCAAUUACGUCACAUGAACAUAACUUUGCUAAAACUAUAUUUUUAUGUUUUAUGUGCAUUACAGUGGUGUUACGAGAAAGAUAAAAAAAAACAUGAUUGUUUCUUAAAACAUGAAAUUCAUAGUCUUAUUGCAUCAAUAAUUGUAACAGCAGGAGAAAGCUAUGAGUGCAAUAAUGAAUGGGUUCCAGAGCUUUCUGAUGCUCGUGACUGUGUGAAGAAGGUAUAUCAUAAACUUUUCAAAAACCAAUUUAUUUAUCCGGUUCAAGAUCCAGGGCAACAAUGUUUCACAACUUUAACACAAGGAAACCCCAAUGUCCAUCGUAUAGCUUUGUACGGUUUGAUUCCAGGUUUUCGUAGUACUUUUCUGUUUGGGUUUUUUCAAAUCGUUUGGGAAUAUUUAGUAGAUGUUUCAAAUAUGUAUCAGUGCAUGACUCGAAAAAAUUCUGAUAAAUUAAACAUUCCACCAUCGUUACUUUUUAAUGGUACAAUAUUUCGUUGGAUGUACGCUGCUGGUGCAUUGCAAUGGAAAGAUCGUAAAACUUCUAGUAACGUGCAAAUGUGUUUAAUGUUGAAAUCGCCCCCUAUACACAUUCACUCAACGUGCCAAACACAAAUCAAAUGGAUUCAGUUGUUUCGUUCACAAUUGUUAAAAACAUCGUUGGCAAAAAGUUUAAUGCCUUCCGAUUGCAUGUAUGAGUAACAAUAAAAUCUUUGAUAAUUCAAAAAAAUCGUCAUGAAAGAAGUAAUAUUCAUUUCAUCAAAUCGCUUUCUUCUUUAUGAUAUUCUCA
Molecule: messenger RNA, 2418 nt
Organism: Hylaeus volcanicus
Lineage: Eukaryota; Metazoa; Arthropoda; Insecta; Hymenoptera; Colletidae
Exons: 12
Coding region: 426-2330 (634 amino acids)
Source: RefSeq, a predicted model, not a curated record